AUUUCCCAGCAUCCCGCGCGGUGCUGAGCCACUUCCGGAGCCUUCAGCGAAGAUGGCGGCGCCGGAGGAGCACGAUUCUCAGACCGAAGUCUCGCAGCCAGCAGGAGAGGAAGAGGAAACUAAAACAUUUAAAGACCUGGGCGUGACAGAUGUAUUGUGUGAAGCUUGUGACCAGUUGGGAUGGACAAAGCCCACCAAGAUCCAGAUUGAAGCUAUUCCUUUAGCCUUACAAGGUCGCGAUAUCAUUGGGCUAGCAGAAACUGGCUCUGGGAAAACCGGGGCCUUCGCCUUGCCCAUCUUGAAUGCGCUGCUGGAGACGCCUCAGCGUUUGUUUGCCCUGGUUCUCACCCCGACUCGAGAGUUGGCCUUUCAGAUCUCAGAGCAGUUUGAGGCCCUGGGCUCCUCUAUUGGAGUGCAGAGUGCUGUGAUUGUAGGUGGGAUUGAUUCAAUGUCCCAGUCUCUGGCCUUGGCAAAAAAACCUCAUAUAGUAAUAGCAACUCCUGGUCGACUGAUUGACCACUUGGAAAAUACAAAAGGUUUCAACUUAAGAGCUCUCAAAUACUUGGUCAUGGAUGAAGCAGACCGAAUAUUGAAUAUGGAUUUUGAGACAGAGGUCGAUAAGAUCCUCAAAGUGAUUCCCCGAGAUCGGAAAACUUUUCUCUUCUCUGCUACCAUGACCAAAAAGGUACAAAAACUUCAGCGAGCAGCUCUGAAGAACCCUGUGAAAUGUGCUGUUUCCUCCAAAUACCAAACGGUUGAGAAGUUACAGCAAUAUUAUCUUUUUAUUCCCUCUAAAUUCAAGGACACCUACCUGGUUUACAUUCUAAAUGAAUUGGCUGGAAACUCCUUUAUGAUAUUCUGUAGCACCUGUAACAACACUCAGAGAACAGCUUUGCUACUGCGAAAUCUUGGAUUCACUGCCAUCCCCCUCCACGGACAGAUGAGUCAGAGCAAACGCCUAGGAUCGCUUAAUAAGUUUAAGGCAAAGGCUCGUUCUAUUCUUCUAGCAACUGAUGUUGCAAGCCGAGGUUUGGACAUACCUCAUGUAGAUGUAGUUGUCAACUUUGAUAUUCCUACUCAUUCCAAGGAUUACAUCCACCGAGUAGGUCGAACAGCGAGAGCUGGGCGCUCUGGAAAGGCCAUUACUUUUGUUACACAGUAUGAUGUGGAACUCUUCCAGCGCAUAGAACACUUAAUUGGGAAGAAACUGCCUGUUUUUCCAACACAGGAUGACGAGGUUAUGAUGCUGACAGAGCGCGUAACUGAAGCUCAAAGAUUUGCUCGAAUGGAGCUGAGGGAGCACGGGGAGAAGAAGAAGCGCACUCGAGAGGAUGCUGGGGAUAACGAUGACACAGAGGGUGCUAUUGGCGUCAGGAACAAAGUGGCUGGAGGCAAAAUGAAGAAACGGAAAGGCCGCUAACCACGUCGCAGAGGCUCGAGUUACACUUUCUGUUCUCUGAGAGGAUUGAACAAGUGAGUGGAACCUCUGGCAGAGUUCUCAGACUGAAGUCCGUCAAACUACGGCCACAGCCCACUCAGCUAAUUCAGUGCUCGUUCCCUUUCUGUGUGUUGGAGGAAGUAAAUACAUGUUACCGCAGGCUACGUCUUCGUAGAGCUGACGGCAAGACCGCUGUUGUCCAACUGGGGUUCCUUGUGCAUGGCCUGAGUGGGCUGCGUUCUCCUAUCACUUUCUGCAGACCAUUGUGCCUUUCAGCUGGAAGUCAAGGACUAGGUGGACGGAGCACAUGACCUCUAAUUGUAAAGGGAAGAGCUUUUACUUCUGUGAUGCUACUUCAGCCUCCGCAGCUUGUGUGUCAUUAGACCUGGUGUGAAACAAUAAAUUUAAAUAUGAUUUUUAAAAGA
Messenger RNA from Tupaia belangeri chinensis (Chinese tree shrew), 1863 nucleotides. It is a transcript of the gene DDX47, whose product is annotated as DEAD-box helicase 47. Bases 53 to 1420 code for a protein of 455 amino acids. Gene Ontology annotation, cellular component: cytosol. Lineage: Eukaryota; Metazoa; Chordata; Mammalia; Scandentia; Tupaiidae. Gene Ontology annotation, molecular function: nucleic acid binding; ATP binding; RNA helicase activity. The transcript is spliced from 12 exons. The record is from RefSeq and is a predicted model, not a curated record.